GUCGCCUUCUCCCCCGUCCCCGGCGGCAGCAGCAGCAGCGGGCGAGAGCGAGCGGGCGCGCCUGGCCGCCGAGCUGCUCCCUCCAGCCGAAGGAAGGCGCCUCUCCCGCUCCUGCGCCUCCUCCUCGCGGCGGCCGGCGGGGGCGGACGGGGUGGCGCUGCUGCCGGCCAUGGCCACCUGCUGCGGCGGCGGCGGCGCCCGGUCUCCUCGGAGCGGCGCAGCGCUUAGGCGGGCAGCGGCGGCGGCGGCGGGCACCUGGCCAGGGCGCACCUGAGCGAGCCACGCGGAGGAGGGGCGCUGCUGGUGGCCGGGGAGCCCCGCUGGGGAGCCCGGUCGUGGGGCGGGCUCUGGCAGGCAGCCUGCGCUCGGCCCUCGCCGGAGCAGUCCGGAGGAGGAGGAGGAGGAGGCAGCACGACUUGUAGCGGCGGCAGCAGCAGCAGCGGAGCCGCCUGCCUGGGAGGGAGAAGAUGCCAUUUCACCACGUCACGGCUGGGCUGUUGUACAAGGGAAAUUAUCUGAACCGGUCCCUCUCUGCUGGCAGCGACAGCGAACAGUUGGCCAACAUCUCCGUGGAAGAACUGGACGAAAUCCGCGAAGCUUUCCGAGUGCUGGACCGUGAUGGCAAUGGGUUUAUCUCCAAGCAGGAGCUGGGCAUGGCCAUGCGCUCCCUGGGAUACAUGCCCAGCGAGGUGGAACUGGCUAUCAUCAUGCAGCGCCUUGACAUGGACGGAGAUGGUCAGGUUGAUUUUGAUGAAUUCAUGACGAUACUUGGACCGAAACUGGUGUCAUCAGAAGGGCGGGAUGGCUUUCUCGGGAAUACAAUUGACAGCAUUUUCUGGCAGUUUGACAUGCAGCGGAUAACGCUGGAGGAGCUGAAGCACAUCCUGUAUCACGCGUUCCAGGACCACUUGACCAUGAAAGACAUUGAGAACAUCAUCAUCAACGAGGAGGAGAGUUUGAACGAGAACUCGGGCAACUGUCAAACGGAAUUUGAAGUGCAUUCUCAGAAACAGAACCGGCAGACCUGCGUACGGAAGAGCUUGAUAUGCGCUUUUGCUAUGGCCUUUAUUAUCAGCGUCAUGUUGAUCGCUGCCAACCAGAUUCUCCGGAGUGGCAUGGAGUAACCAUCACACUGUGAAACAAACGCGAUCGGCGCACGCGCAUGCCUGCAGGUGACCUUUCUCCCCGAUCAACUUUCAAGCAAAUGGGCCUCAGGAGCGAGCCACACGCGAAGCGGAGCGAGUCGGAUGAGGAGGACGGUUCGGCCCGGAUCCCCGCCGAGGCCGGCUACAGCUUCUGUCUCGUAACUCAACUCUAUCCUCUUAGCAGGGACAAAACAAAGGGCUGUUUUGAUGCUUGAAUGGUUUGUUUUCCUUUCCGUUUGGUUUUCUAAUGCAAUAAUCACAGACCUGUAAGAGCCCUGAAUGGUUUCUUUUCCGGCACGGCGGAAUUCUGGAUUCUCUUUCAUCCUCUUUUGCGCUCUUCAUUUCCUGUCUGUGAAGGAAACUUCACAAGAGUUUGUUGGCCGUCUUCUGGGCAUAGAAGACCGUCUUCUCAAGCAUAGAUUUUGGAUGGUCCGACUUCCCCAGGGGACUUUAGUGUUGGUUGGUUGGUUUUUUCCGUUUUCAGAAAAAGUUUCCUCUGGCAUGGAGGGGGACGGCCGAAGGGACCUUGCAGAGGAUGUCUCGAUGCCGACAGCAGUGAUGUUGCACAGAGGAUUUCGGUUGAUUUGUUCCACAUAAGGCCAGGCACUGUUUUUUAAUGGCAUCUCACCCUUACAGUCUGCUUAUUCAUCCAGGGUUGUUGUUUUUUUAAAAAGAAGAAACCAACCACACACACACACACACACACACACACACACACAGCAUGCUGGGAAUUUUGUAGGGUCAAUGCAACGUCUUCCUACUCCAUUUCAAAGCCAAACGCCUCGAUCCAAUGUAUAAACACAAGUGUGCAUUGAAUGUACAGGCUACUGACUUUGUUUUGAAUCUACUCAGACAUCCCAAACCUGGCUGAGAUCCCCUCCCAUUUUCACACUUUUACGAUGGAGAUCUUAGACGUACGUAAGACUGUUUCGGGAGGCAAUAUUGAAGCAAGCAAAUACACGUGGCUUGUCUCAGUUGGGGGAGUAACCCCCGAAGCUUUGUCAAUAGAUGCACCCAUUGAUUUGUAGCAACCUUGGUGACAAUUCAAUGAGCCCCCUUUGCAAGAAGAGCUGCUACCUGGAUCUCCAGCGAGCCCUCGGGGAGGUCAGGAACUGGCCAACGAGAUCAAGUUGCAAGCAAUCCACGCAGCCUAACUGGCUGACAGUCAGGGAUGUGUGAAUCGAUUCAAUUUCGAAUCGAUUCAACUUGAAUCUGGCCAAUUUGAACGGUUUGGGUUUGAAUCGAGUCACCCCUAAAAGGGGGGAUUUGAUUUGAAUUUGAAAUGAAACAGCCAGAUGUGAAUUUGAAUACAUUCGAAUCAGAUCAGAAGCCCUUUAGGGACAUCUCGGCACCUUUUAAAAACCCUGAUUGGUCCCAAAGGCACCAAACUAGAUUAGAAUCCAAAUCAAUUCUAUUCAAAUUCGAAUCAAAUUGGCCUGUGUCAGGCAAUUCGGUUUGAAUCCAAAUUAAAUGGGUCAGUUCUGAUUUGAAUUCGGCUCGAAUCGGAACACUUGAUUCGUGCACAUCGCUACUGACAGUAGGCAGUCAUCCGGCUGCACAUCUUGAGCUCAAGUCAUCUUUCCAUGGUGGGGUCCCACCACUUAGGAACAGAGGAAGCUGCCUUCUACCGAGUCAGACCCUUGGUCCAUCUAGCUCAGUAUCGUCUUCACGGACUGGCAGCAGCUCUCCAAGGGUUAAGUCAGGGGCCUCUCUCAACCCUACCUGGAGAUGCUGCCAAGGUUUCAACCUGAGACCUUCAGCAUGCAAGCAUGCAGAUGCUCUUCCAUGCUUUCCCUUCUUAGGCAGCAACCAUGGGGGUUUGCAUCAGAACUACAGUGUGAGGUGGGGGGGUUAACCUUUGACCCACCCCACCACCACCACCACCCCAAUCUCUAUCUGCCCUGCGGCUGCUAUUUGACCUGGGAAGAAAACAGACACUGGAAGCUGCUGAAUACUGAGUCAAGCCACUGAUCCGUCUAGCUCUGCAUUGUCAACACUGACUGGCAGCAGUAGAUGGACUGCAGACGGGCAUUUCCUAGGCUUCCCUGGAGAGGCAGCCAGGAAUUGAACCUGGGACCUUCUGCACGCACAGAAGGGCUGUACAGCUGAGCUAUAUCCCUACAUUCCAGAUUGCUUUGCCCUUCAUAUCACGUCCAUCCAUUGCACAAGAGAGCUUCCGGGACUAUUAUUCAUAAUAAUUGUGCCCUGUUUUUCGGUUUAAAACCAGCAAAGCCUGUGGGAAGCCUAUGGGCUUCCAACGGCAUCUGGUGGGCCAUUGUGUGAAACAAGACGCUGGACUAGACAGGCCGUGGGCCUGAUCCAGCGGGGCUGUACUGAUGUUCAGAGAAGCUUACAAAAGAAAAAGGCCAUCAAAUCUAGACUCAAUGACCAUUAGGGCUAUAAUGAAUCCAUAAAGAUUUGUCCCAUUCACAUGGAAUGCGGAACCGAAAGGGCCUGAAGUUGCCAUUUUUGUCCAUUUGAAUGUGUGCAACCGCGGUUCGGACCCCAAAGCGACCCAAAAUUUCCCUCCCGAGACUCCGAUUCGAACUUUCGGUUUGUAGUGGGUUUCUCCGCUAGGCUGACGGUGCCAGCGUUGCGUCCGAACGCUGCACCUCAGUCCGACUGUGCUGCAACCAGAUUUGGAGGAGGAAGCUCCUCCCUCGCUCCGGUCUUUCAGUCCAGAAGGAAGCCCAAACAGCCGGGUCCUCCUCCUCUCUGCAGCCUCCUGUCCAUCACAUCUGAUCGUGGACUGGAGAGUGUGGGAGAGCAAAACCGAUUCGAGCAAAUUUUGUGCACAUCCCUACCAUUAGAUGUCAAAAUCCUAUUAUGCUCCAGCAUGCCAGAAGAGAGUAGCCCCCUCCAUGGAGAGCUGGUCUUGUGGCAGCAAGCAUAACUUGUCCUCUUUGCUAAGCAGCAUCCACCCUGGCUUGCAUUUGAAUGGGAGACUAUAUGCCUGAUCAUGAUAAGAUAUUCCCCUUAGGGGAUGGAGUUGCUCUGGGAAGAGCAUCUGCAUGCAGAAGGUUCCAAGUCCCCCCCCCCCGAUAUCUCCAAAGUAAGGCUGAGAGAGAUUCCUGCCAGCAACCUUGGAGAAGCCGCUGCCAGUCUGUGAAGACAAUACUGAGCUAGGUGGACCAAGGGUCUGACUCAGUAUAUGGCAGCUUCCUAUAUUCCCUAAGAUCUUUCCUGGCUUGAGAUCUUUUUAGGAGAGGAAAGCUGGUCUUGUGGUCGCAAGCAUGCCUUGUCCCCUUAGCUAAGCAGGGUCCACCCUGGUUGCAUAUGAAUGGGAGACUAGAACUGUGAGCACUGGAAGAGAUUCCCCCUCAGGGGAUGGAGCCAAUCUGGGAAGAGCUGAAGGUUCCCAGUUCCCUCCCUGGCAGCAUCUCCAAUGAGAUAGGGCUGGGAGAGAGACUCCUGCCAGCAACCUUGGAGAAGCUGCUGCCAGUCUGUGAAGACAAUACUGAGCUAGGUGGACCAAGGGUCCGGCUCAGUAUAUGGCAGCUUCCUAUGUCCCUAUGUUUCUGUGUCCCAGCUCUGUGCCACUGAACCUCACUUCCAUAGCUACAGCCUCUUUUUUGCAGAACAACAAUAAAAAAUGGAUUUUGCACACAUACACUCAGGCAUGGGAGGCGUGUUUAAUCUUGUAAUCUACAUUCAAGAAUUAUAUUAUUACUCCAGAGGUAUCAGUAUAUAGAAAACCUCAGGCUGCAUCUCCAUUUAAAAGGGUAGCUGGUCUUGGAGAUUAGCUGCCAGUCAGAGCAGGGUAACAAUGGCCCAGCUAAAGCAAUGAUGGACUCUGUAUGAGGCAGCUUUCUGUGUCCACCUCCACAGCGUGGUGCUCUCACUUUUAAAUACUCGCCAUGCUUGAUCGCCAUCCAACGAGACCAUUCGCUUCAGCAAAACAAGCACAGCUCGUCAUUGCUCGCUUCUACGUCUUGCCUGUCAAAUUUCCUAGAAAGAUAUUUUUGCUAGAAGCCAAGACUUGGGCAGGCCCAGUAAAACUUUGUCUAAGUGUGUUGAAAGAAGUAUUGUACACUUUUUUUUAUAUGAUGGGAGAAGUUGAUUCUGGCACCAGGAAUGACACUAAGGGGCGUGGGGAGGGGAGGACAAACUUUAUGGUAAAUUUUUUGGUUUAUGGUUUAUUCCAAGAACGAUGAGAGUUUUCUACUUUUCUAGCUGAGAUCUGAAAAAACUGGGUUGGAUUUUAUCAGGAGCGCUUCAGACGUCUUUCCUGGUCUGGGGGAAAUGGUGCCCUGUGUGAAACCUCUGAAUGCCAUUCCCAUAAUGAAAUUAUUAUUAUUACUUAAUGAAAAACACAAGUAUUGUGUUUUAAUGAAACACUGAAUGAAAACACUUAAUGGAAAACACAAGUGAUUGCCAUUAUUAUUUUAAAUAUUUAUGCCCCGCCCCUCCUGUGCUCCACUAUUCUGGGCACUUUACAACAUUAAUACAAUAGAUACAAUAUAGAACAAUAAAAAUAAUGCAAUUAAUUUAAUUAAUUGGUGCAAUUAAUUUAAUUAAUUGGUGCAAUUAAUUUAAUUAAUUGGUGCAAUAAUUAAUGCAAUUAAUUGCAGGGUCUGUGGUGGUGGUGGUGCAUCAUCCAGAGCCUUUUGGAUGGGGCAAAUGUAAUAAAUUAUUACAAAUGUAAUAAAUAAAUAAUAAGUAUAUUGGGGGGGGGAGAGACCAGGCUAAAAUGGACAAUUAAAAUGACACAUUUGAAAUUAAAAGUUGUAACUAGAAAAACCUAGCAGCUGGAAGCAGCACCAUAAAAAUAUGAUUUUAAAAAAUAUUUUAUUAAAAAAGAAAUAUGAUCCCCGUGCUCUGUUAAGCCGACCCUGUUUUCAGAAUGGAGGAAGACGCAUAGCUCAGAGGUAGGGCACAUCCUUUGUGUGGCUAGAGUCGUAGACUAGCGCAGGAGAGGCCUGGGUUCAAAUCAAGUUGCCACCCUGCUCCGAAUCUUGCUGGGGAGGGUGUCUUGGACCAGUCACUAUCUCUCAGCCUAAUCUACCUCACAGGGUUGUUGUAUGAAGUGGUGGUGGCCACUCAACUUCGGUGGCUUCCAAAGGGGAUUUGGACAAGUUUGUAGUGGAAAGAGUCCAGCCACGCUUUGGUGGGGCCUCCAUGGUCAGGAGCAGUAUGCAGGAGAACCGUGGCAGGAGAGGGGAAAUGCAGAGGCAGCCCACGGUGGGAACCCAGACGAGAUAAUCCUUGGGCCUGAUCCAGCAAAGCCCUGCUGAUAUUGCGAUAUUGAGAAAUGCCACCCUGAGGUCCUUGAUGGUCAAUUCCAGUUUCAAAUCAAAUCAAAUCUAAGUUGAUAUGUUGGUCAUGCCGUGCGCAUAACAGCUCUCAACUCUCAAGACCUUUAUUGCGCAAAAAGAAAUUCAAGAUGGGCUAUCAAAAAUAAAAUAAAAAUACAUUUUGGUGUCACACACCAUUGUCAGUUAAACAAACAGAAACGCAUGGCUAAAACCCCCCGCUGUUACAUUCCAUACGGUUCUGGAAACUGGCACUGUUGCCUUGAAAACAGGCAAUCCAUACUUUCCCCAAGGAGCUGGAGAACAGCUAGAUUCAUUAAGGGUUUGCCUGUAUUUAAAAUACCAUUCAUCACCGACAGAUCUGCACGGCAAACCUAGAGAAUCUUGGAAAGUCAAGGAAUUAAAGUGAAAUGUAGUUUGCACAGCACCGAUAACACUAAAAUGACUCUUAGUUAACUCCGGGUUGUACCGUUAGGAGAUGUGAUGUGCAGGAUUGUGAGAUGUGUGCACAGGGGAAAGAAAUUUGUGGGAAGAAAAGUGAAAUAUCUAAAAUUCAAUGCUCAUUCUACAGGUGAAACUCGGAAAAUUAGAAUAUAGUGCAAAAGUCCAUUAAUUUCAGUCAUGCAAAUUAAAAGGUGGAUCUGAUCUAUGAGACAGACGCAUUACAUGCAAAGCGAGAC
Messenger RNA from Hemicordylus capensis (graceful crag lizard), 7077 nucleotides. It is a transcript of the gene CALN1, whose product is annotated as calneuron 1. The coding region runs from base 468 to 1124 and encodes 218 amino acids. The transcript is spliced from 6 exons. Gene Ontology annotation, molecular function: calcium ion binding. The record is from RefSeq and is a predicted model, not a curated record. NCBI's taxonomy places the organism in Eukaryota, Metazoa, Chordata, Lepidosauria, Squamata, Cordylidae.